Molecule: messenger RNA, 1293 nt
Organism: Raphanus sativus (radish)
Lineage: Eukaryota; Viridiplantae; Streptophyta; Magnoliopsida; Brassicales; Brassicaceae
Exons: 1
Coding region: 180-968 (262 amino acids)
Source: RefSeq, a predicted model, not a curated record
GAAAGGAAAAAAAAGGUUCAAUUUUCUUUUUUUGAACAACAAGAAGGGGUUCAAUUAUGCGAGGAAAAAGAAAAAUAAAAGGUCUAUAAAAAGAGACGCUUCGGAGUCAUGGGUCCACUCCCUUCUUCUCCGAUUCUUUUUUUCCGAACUUUUCCUGAAAACUACUUCUCUCUCACAAAAUGGUUUCCACCGAUUACGACAACGUUAAAUCAGAGAAAGCCAAGGCGCUACAUCGUUUCCACAGCAUUGGCUUCCUCUUCCGCAUCACUGAGAUCUGCGUCGCUCUUCUCUUACUCUGUUGGAUAUUCACUUCCCUUCCUUUCGCCUUUCAAAUCUCCGUCGUGUUUCUACGCCGUAUCACUUCCGUCGUCUCCACUCCUCUCUUCAUGUUCCUUCUCGGAAACUCCAUCGUCGUCGCUCUUCUCACCACCAAAUCCGCCGUCUUCUCCGCCGCUAGUACCAUCGACGGCGGAACAGAGACUGAUAUCUACGACGCGUUUAUCCGAACCGGAGAAAACCGCGUCGUUUCUUCCGACGUUGGAGAUCUAACGGAAGAGAUCAUCGACGAUAAACAGAUCAUCGAAACUGAAACGGACUCAAAUUCAAAUCCCACGGUGGCGCGUGAAGAUAACGCGGCAGUGGAACCGGAGAAGAACUCGGUUUCCGUCACCGAUUCAACGGAGGAUCAUCCUGUUACGAGAGUCUAUCGAAGGAGCAAAUCGGAAAUCUCUGCGAAACAGUGUCCAGUGACGGUGGCGAAACCUUUGCUCCGGCGAUCGGAGACGGAGAAGUGCCGGGAAACAGUCGAGUCGUGCGGAGAAGUUCCGUUUCCGGAGGAUGGUCUGACGAACGAAGAGUUUCAGAAAACGAUCGAAGCAUUCAUCGCUAAACAGUUGAUAUUCCGUCGCCGGGAAUCACUCGCCGUCGUUAUCCAUAAGGACCAUAACCAACAAACAAACUUUUGUUAGGAAGAACAUCAAAGAGAUCGGUUCCAUCUCGUGUGUUCCUUUCGUUGUUGGAUUAAAUACGUAUAGUUAUUAUAAGAAUGUGCGAAUCAAAGAUUUGUCGAAAGAUUCGGACGCAUUUUGAACUCGAUUUACAUGAACAGUGUGUAUGUUUUCUCGAUAUUAUUUUGUCCUUUCUUUUCUUCUGUUGGUUCAGCCAAGUGUCACUUCCCUGAAGUGAUAAUAAUACAAACUUGAAGUAGAAACUAUGUUUCGUGUAAUUAUGGCAUUACCAAAGUACUUUUGCUUUUUAGUGCAAUCCAAGAGAAGAGACCAUGUUUCGUUUUUC